UUGACUGGGUUGACACUGUGUCAUUGAUACCACUGUGUCAUUGAUACCAAUGAAUCACAACGCUUGCCGACUGACUACAUAAAGUUUGUAAUAUUAGACGAGAGACAGGCAGAGGCGUUGAAUUGCCUCCCUUGAAAAUGGUACAGUCGAUAAAUUCAGUCCCACACCGUGUCAUCUGAGAGGGUGUAAAAUAGCGACGACCUAUAAUAUCAGCCCUUAUAUCGAUUGAAACUUGCACUGCGACACAAUGGGAAAUUCAAGAGACGACAGCCUGGAGCAGACAUCUUCGGACUGUCGCGACGCUCAGAAACGAACUGCACGUAAACUGCGGACGCUUGCGCGGGCGUUGCGAGAGAAACAGAGACAGAUGAAUAUUGCUAAAGUGUCCUUCCACUCUGCUGGUAUUGUUUCCGGUGGAUUGUCCCUCGCAGGCGCCAUUCUCGCUCCUUUCACUGGAGGUCUGUCCAUCGCACUUAUAGCAGUAGGUGGAGGAAUGGGGAGUAGCUACCGGGGUAGGUGACCUGACAACUCAAGCAAUUGAGUUCACCGUUGUCAACAAGGCAAUAGAAGACGCCCAAGCAGAACUCGACCGGCUGAGUAGGAAACUGAAGAAAUUAGUCGAAGAACUAACAAGUCGACUGAAAGGCUACGGAAUGUCAGCAUAUGAAAUUGGGCGGAUGUUAAAAACAAGUGGUGGCAUGGCAUAUGGGGUUUAUUCGUUCCAUCAACAAAUCAAGAAAGCCAUUGCCAUCGUAAGAGCAGCGUCUCAUGCUCAGAAGAUUGCACUGUCCCUAGACGGUGGACAGGUUGUUGCCGAUGCUGUUGAAGGUGCAGUGGCCGGAGCGAGAGCAAAUCCGAAACUCGCAGGUGGGGUUGCUGGGUUUAAGGCUCUCAGCAAGGGUGCCAAAGCCCUCCGCGUUGCCGGUGGUAUUGGGACAGCGAUAGGAAUUGGUUUGAGCAUUAAAGGACUUGUUGAAGACAGCAUCAAAGUUGAAAUUAAUGUAUCUGAAGUGGCAGAUGUGCUGGAAAAAAUGGCCGACAAGUUGAAGGAAUGCUGAACCAUCACGAGCGACUGCAUGUAUGUAUUGAACAGAGGUGUUCACGUGACACAAAGGGGAAUAACUCUCUCAUCGGCCAGAGUAUAUAAUUCCACAAAUGGCAAAUCCACUAUUCAUUUGUAUCUGUGGUAUAAGGCGUUGGUACAUUUCAUAACAUUGCGCUGUCUAUUUUAUCAAUCUGUUAUCUUCUCGUAUAUCUGGUUUCUCACUGCAUUGCCACCCUGAAACAUCAUUUGU
Haliotis rubra (blacklip abalone) is the source of this 1295-nucleotide messenger RNA. Its product is annotated as apolipoprotein L4-like. Gene Ontology annotation, molecular function: lipid binding. Gene Ontology annotation, biological process: lipoprotein metabolic process; lipid transport. Lineage: Eukaryota; Metazoa; Mollusca; Gastropoda; Lepetellida; Haliotidae. The transcript is spliced from 2 exons. The record is from RefSeq and is a predicted model, not a curated record. Gene Ontology annotation, cellular component: extracellular region; membrane. Bases 248 to 520 code for a protein of 90 amino acids.